This is a messenger RNA of Oncorhynchus mykiss (rainbow trout), 822 nucleotides long. It is a transcript of the gene glrx2, whose product is annotated as glutaredoxin 2. The record is from RefSeq and is a predicted model, not a curated record. Lineage: Eukaryota; Metazoa; Chordata; Actinopteri; Salmoniformes; Salmonidae. Gene Ontology annotation, cellular component: mitochondrion. Gene Ontology annotation, molecular function: protein-disulfide reductase activity.
UUGAUCCACCCCUCUUGUAUAAUAAUGUACUUCCGGUAGUCAAGGUAAGCAUGUGCGGCCAAUUGUAAAAUCGCAAACAGAGCAAGUGGAGGUAGUGGUCACACAGAAACGCUAAUGUUUUUUCUACACUACUGAGUGUAUAUUAGCCGCAUGUUCUACCUCGGCCAACCGUUUGAUUCUAUGUUAUUUGCGGUUUCGUUGCUAAUGAUGUUAGCGCGAGGAGGACUCCUGUCCAGAUUCGUAUGGAACGGUUGCCGAAGGAUGGGAAACUUCACAUCCUUCAGCUCAAGUGGUCUGUCAAGCACAACAGCAUGUGGUCAGUUUCUACAGGAGGUGGUGUCUCAUAACUGCAUUGUCAUAUUUUCCAAGACCACUUGUCCAUAUUGCAAAAUGGCCAAAAAUGUAUUCAAUGAAAUUGGUGCUACAUACAAGGUGAUAGAGCUGGAUGAACACAACGAUGGAAGACGACUACAAGAGGCCUUGGCGCAGAUGACCGGUGCCAGAACAGUUCCGAGGGUCUUCAUCAAUGGAAACUGCAUUGGAGGAGGCUCUGACACAAAGGAACUACACCAGAAGGGAAAGCUGCUGCCUCUGAUAGAACAAUGUGCCCCGUGCUGCGUGAAAAUUAACACUGAAGGCUCGGGCAGCGGACAGUUCGAGUCCACCAAAUGACUAACCGUUCUAAUUCUCACUGUAAUUUAUCCUGUGUUUAUUUAAUGUUUCCUCGACUUUGUGUGAUCACUUGUUAUCGUCACCCUUCGUCUACAUUCAGGGAAUGUACAGUAUUUUAAUGAAUUAAAUCAAAUCAAAUUUAUUACAUCA